Molecule: messenger RNA, 1343 nt
Organism: Cuscuta campestris
Lineage: Eukaryota; Viridiplantae; Streptophyta; Magnoliopsida; Solanales; Convolvulaceae
Source: the annotation of a GenBank genome assembly
AACAACAACCCUUUCAACCUGCGUUACAUCCUGGAAAACAACAAGUUAUCUGGGACCAACAUUCUUGACUGGGAGAUGAAUCUCCGAAUCGUUUUUAACUAUGAGAGGAAACUCUACAUCAUCGAAACGGAUCCUCCCAAGACCCCUGAUGCUAAUGCUCGUGCGUCCGAACUCACUUCCUUCAAGAAGUAUGAGGAUGACGCGCGAGAUGUAAAGUCAGCACACACACUCAACAGAGUUCCAUCUAAAGCUAUCGAGAGCACACCAUACGAACUAUGGCGUGGGAGAAAACCGAGUUUCUCGUACUUUAAGAUUUGGGGCUGUGAAGCUUAUGUAAAAUGUCUCAUGACGGCUAGUAAGUUGGAGCCUAAAUCUGAUAAAGUAAUUUUUGUGGGAUACCCCAAGGAAACUAGAGGGUAUGAGUUCUAUCAUCCAUCCGAUAACAAAAUUUUCGUUGCUCGGAAUGGAACCUUCCUUGAGAAGGAGUUUCUUUCUGUUAUCAUUAGUGGGAGAAAGGUAGACCUCGAAGAAAUUCGAGAACCACAAGAGGAAAUCCCGAUAGUGUUGGAACCUGAGAAAAGAGAUCAAGCAAUUGAACCUCAAAUUGCUCAAGAUAUACCACGUAGGUCAGACCGGAUACGUAAUCCUCCGGUCAGAUAUGGAUUUCUCAUGUCUGAUGAAGGUGACGUCUUGUUGAAGGUCAGUGGGAGUGUAAUAGUAUUCCUAAUCUUAUAUGUCGAUGACAUAUUGUUAAUGGGUAACGAUAUUCCCGCUCUCACUUCUGUAAAGACGUGGUUGAGCGAGAACUUCUCCAUGAAAGACUUAGGAAAUGCUAGUUAUGUCCUUGGCAUAAGAAUCUACCGAGAUAGAUCAACAAAGUUAAUAGGUCUGAAUCAAAGUACAUAUAUAGAUAAAAUCCUUGAUCGAUUUAGCAUGUCUAACUCAAAGAAAGGAUCUUUACCUAUGACACCUGGCACUGUUCUUUCCAAGAGCCAGAUUCCUUUUACUCCCGAGCAGAAGGAACUCAUGAUGAAGGUUCCAUACGCCUCUGCGAUUGGAUCCAUCAUGGAGGUCAGGCUUUCGUGCGCCUACUACAGUGGGCCCGUCCAGGAACCUUUGGGAUCCAACGGGUUUUCAUCAGGUGGGCUUUGUAUUCACUCCUCAGCUUUUGCUGAGCGUGUAGUUGUUUUUGCUACACACAGGCCGCAAGUGAUCGACACCGACGAAGUCACCGGAGGUAGCCACGAUUCUUGCCGGAAGUUGCCCCGGAAAGUUGAAUGAAGAAAACAUCCAUUGUGCAAAUCAACCCACUUGUAUAAGAGAAAUAAAUGUGGAGCCUAUUC